GGAUGAAGGUAAAACAUGCGAGAAUCUCUUUGAUUCCAUUGGCGUAGAUUUCACCCCCCGCGACGGGAAUAAAAAAACCCAGUCAAACACACUCGGAGGGCAUUCAUGAAUCGUAUCUGUCGCAAAAUGCCAACAACUGGAACAGGAAAGGAAUAUCAUAUCUUCAUGUUGAAGAUUGCAGUAAGAAGAAAAGUUAAUUUUCUACGCAUAUAUUCGUCAACUGCUUUUCUCCGAGAAGCAGUUAGUGGUGUAGGCCACUCCAUGAAAGGAAAGCUUCUGUGCUCAAAACUUUCUGCAAUCACAAUAAUCAUAGGGACUGCCGAUCUGCAAUUGUAGCAGAUCUGUAUGGAGGAGUAUAUUAAGGAGAAUUUUGGGGAGGUGAAUGCCAAUAACUCAUCGGUGGAGGCUCUGGAGAGAUGGAGAAAGGUCUGCUGGCUCGUUAAGAAUCGCAAGCGCAGGUUUCGAUUCACGGCCAAUCUCUCCAAGCGAUUCGAAGCUCGUGCUCUUAGGCGCUCUAAUCAGGAGAAACUGAGAAUUGCUGUCCUGGUUUCGAAGGCUGCUAUUACAUUCACUCAAGGUGCAAGUUACUCUUUGCCAGAGGAUGUCCAAGCUGCAGGUUUUCAGAUAUGUCCUGACGAACUAGGUGCUAUUGCCGAGGGUCAUAGUUUGAGUAAACUGAAAUUUCACGGUGGGGUUGAGGGCAUUGUGAACAAGCUCUCAACAUCAAUCGAAAAUGGGAUUUCUACUUCUGAUGAUUCCAUUAACAAAAGAAAAGAAAUAUUUGGAAUUAAUAAGUUUACUGAAAGCCCUGCCAGGGGAUUUUGGGUAUAUGUAUGGGAAGCCCUCCAGGAUACUACUCUGAUGAUACUUGGUGUGUGCGCUUUUGUGUCUUUAGUUGUUGGUAUAUUGACAGAAGGAUGGCCAAUGGGUGCUCAUGAUGGACUUGGGAUUGUAGCUAGUAUCCUACUCGUGGUAUUCGUGACUGCUAUAAGUGAUUACAAACAGUCUUUACAGUUUAAGGAUUUAGAUAAAGAGAAAAAGAAGAUUACAGUUCAGGUUACUAGAGAUGGCCUUAGGCAAAAAAAAUCAAUUUACGAUUUACUUCCUGGCGAUAUUGUUCAUCUUGCCGUUGGGGACCAAGUUCCGGCUGAUGGACUCUUUGUAUCAGGAUUUUCCUUGUUAAUUGAUGUAUCCAGCUUAACAGGAGAGAGUGAGCCAGUUAAUGUGACAACUGGAAAACCUUUUCUCCUUUCUGGAACUAAAGUCCGGGAUGGAUCUUGCAAAAUGCUUGUCACUACUGUUGGGAUGAGAACUCAAUGGGGCAAGUUGAUGGCUACUCUCAGCGAAGGAGGUGACGAUGAGACUCCAUUGCAAGUUAAACUGAAUGGAGUGGCAACUAUAAUUGGCAAGGUUGGUCUCCUCUUUGCUGUUAUUACAUUCUCUGUUUUGGUGCAAGGUUUAUAUCUGAAGAAACUGAGAGAUGGCUCCCACUGGAGCUGGUCUGGAGAUGAUGCGCUGGUAAUGCUGAAAUAUUUUGCUAUUGCUGUCACUAUCGUCGUAGUAGCUGUUCCUGAAGGGCUUCCAUUGGCUGUAACCCUGAGUCUUGCAUUUGCUAUGAAGAAGAUGAUGAAUGAUAAAGCACUUGUCCGCCACUUGGCAGCGUGUGAGACAAUGGGAUCUGCCACCACUGUAUGUAGUGACAAGACCGGGACAUUAACCACUAAUCAUAUGACUGUUGUAAGAGCUCGCAUUUGUGGGAAGAUCAAAGAUGAUCAUAUCGAUGUUCCCACAUUUGGUUCUGGGAUUCCUGAUAGUGCAAUUAAAAUUCUACUUGAAGCGAUAUUCAACAACACUGGAGGUGAAAUAGUUAAAAAUAAAGAUGGGAAAACUGAAAUCUUGGGGACACCCACUGAGACUGCUCUGUUGGAAUUCGGUCGUUUGCUUGGAGGGGAUUUCCACUCAGUGCGCAGAUCCACAGAAAUCCUAAAAGUUGAACCGUUUAAUUCUGACAAGAAACGAAUGGGUGUAGUCUUAAAAUCGCCAAACGGAGGCUUACGUGCACACUGUAAAGGGGCGUCCGAGAUAAUAUUGGCAGAAUGCAAUAGUGCCUUAGGACCAAAUGGUGAGGUUAUUUAUUUAGAUGAAGCUUCAAUUGCAAGUCUGAAGAACUCAAUCGAUAAAUUUGCAUGUGAAGCUCUUCGAACAAUUUGCCUUGCUUAUAAGGACAUAGGAAGUGACUUCUCCAUUAAUAAUCCUAUUCCCUUUGAGAAGUUAACCUUGAUAGGAAUUGUGGGGAUUAAAGAUCCUGUGCGUCCUGGAGUCAAGGAAUCUGUUGCUAUUUGCAGGUCAGCUGGGAUCACUGUGAGGAUGGUCACAGGAGAUAAUAUAAACACUGCCAUAGCAAUCGCUAGAGAAUGUGGAAUCUUGACUGAUAAUGGACUUGCAAUUGAAGGUCAGAAAUUCCGAGAAAUGAGUGAAGAGGAACUGCUUGAAACUAUUCCAAAAUUACAGGUCAUGGCUCGCUCUUCGCCAAUGGAUAAGCACACACUAGUGAAACAUCUGCGGACUACAUUUCAAGAAGUGGUGGCAGUGACUGGAGAUGGUACAAAUGAUGCUCCUGCACUUCAUGAAGCAGAUAUUGGACUUGCUAUGGGCAUUGCUGGAACUGAGGUGGCUAAAGAGAGUGCUGAUGUCAUAAUCCUAGAUGAUAACUUCUCAACAAUUGUAACCGUUGCCAAAUGGGGACGCUCUGUAUAUGUGAAUAUCCAAAAAUUUGUCCAGUUUCAGCUGACAGUUAACGUGGUUGCCCUAAUUGUCAACUUUUAUUCAGCCUGUUUGACAGGGAUCACUCCCCUCACUGCUGUUCAGCUUCUGUGGGUGAACAUGAUCAUGGACACACUUGGUGCACUUGCUCUGGCUACUGAACCUCCCACAGAUGACUUGAUGAAGUCCCAACCCGUUGGAAGAAAAGGGAAGUUCAUCAGCAGUGUAAUGUGGAGGAAUAUUUUUGGGCAGUCUUUAUAUCAGUUCAUUAUCAUAUGGUAUCUUCAAGGUUUUGGAAAAGCAAUCUUUCGUCUUGAUGGCCCCGGUUCUGAUUUGGCUCUCAACACACUCAUAUUCAACACAUUCGUCUUUUUCCAGAUUUUCAAUGAGAUCAGCUCGAGGGAUAUGGAAAAGGUCAAUGUCUUGAAGGGCAUACUAGACAACUACGUAUUUGUUGGUGUAAUUAGCUGCACGAUCGUCUUCCAAAUCGUUAUCGUUGAAUUCUUGGGAACCUUUGCAAACACUACUCCUCUUACCAUGCAACAAUGGCUGGCAACGAUUGCCCUCGGGUUCCUAGGCAUGCCUGUUGCUGCCGCCGUGAAGAUGAUCCCUGUAUGAUCGAUCAAUCUCUUUCUGAAGAUAAUACACUAGUUUGAUAUCAUAACCAUUAAAGAGUGGCAUGUGUUUGAUUGAAGCCCUUGCGUGCUAAUGGGACAUCUUAUUAGUUUGAUAAGGUAAUUAUUAUGAUUAUUUUGCAGUAUUUCUUGAUAUUGAUUUUUUUUUGAAGAACUAAAUAUAGCUGAUUUUUGUAAUAAGGGGAAGUCUUUUGC
Cuscuta campestris is the source of this 3593-nucleotide messenger RNA. The record is from the annotation of a GenBank genome assembly. Lineage: Eukaryota; Viridiplantae; Streptophyta; Magnoliopsida; Solanales; Convolvulaceae.